UCAUUUCUUAACAACUUUCCAAAUUAAUGAUAAUCCAAAAUACAUUGUUCAACAACAUUGGCAAAACCUAAAAAAAAACCGUCAAUGGCCCCUCCCCCAACUAUAAUUAUUGUCCACAAACCUUAGUGGGAAAAACUCACGUUGCAUAUUUUAUUGUCUGCCCUAUAAUUGAUAUAAACCUACAAAGGCACACACACCAACAAGGGAUAUAUGAUACAUCCUCCUUAAAUUCCAACCCCCACUAACGGCAAGAAAGGAAAGGAAAGGAAAAGAAAACAAGAGAAAAGAAAAGAGAAAGAAGAGAGAUUCAACUACACUUUGAAGUUUCACCAUCCAUUACAAAUAUGCCUGAGGAAUGCAACGAAACCUCCAUAGCUACCUCUCCGGCGACACUCAAUUGGUGGCCGGAUCUUCAUGUGAGCUCUCUGUCAUCAUGGAGUAGUAAUACUAAUACCAACAACAACAAUCCAUGGCAACCUCAAAACCCUAAUUCCAACUCUUCUGGAGAGGAGGAUGUAUCGAUCUCCACAUCGUUCACUAACGCCUCCAACCAAUCCAGUUUAAGCGUAGACUUGGAAUCCUCACGCCAUAUCGUUGAAUCUGCCUCGGCCAAUGAAUUAAUCGGCAAAACAGCCUCUGAUAAUCAACUUUGGAGCCAUGUUCUAUUAAGUAUUGGGACAAGUGGAGAACUGAACAACACUCAAGAGAUUGGACACAACAACAUAUUGUCAUCAAAGGGUUUAUCAACUGGGAUGAUGUUUGAGCCUGCUUGUGACUACUUGAAGAAAAUGGACAACAGUUGGGAAUUCACAAACCCACAAUCUGUCAUAAACAAUUUUGAAAAACAUUUUAAUGGUUUCAACGAGGGCUUAAUUGAAAGUGAAAGGCUAAACAAAUUGCCAUCAAGCUUGGUAAACAACUGGUCUAUUGCACCCCCAGACUCUGAAAUCAAUAGCAGCAUCUAUAGGUUCUCAGCACAGCCUGAUAUUUGUCAUAGUAAGCAAUCAGUGAGCAAUCCGACAACGUUUUCAGGAAGCAUAAACAGGAAUUCUGGUUCGUAUUCGUGUUAUGGUCAUGAAAUGAAAGUUAAGGAUGAACAUAGAGAGAUUGAAUAUCAAUUAGGGCUUUACAAUUCAAUUUUAGGAGAUAGUAACAAGUACUAUUAUGGAUUGCCAGAUGUGCCAUGCAAUGGUACAAGAAGUUUUGGAGAUGCUAUGUCUUCUAAUAGUUUUUUGAGCAAGCCAAUUGUGGGUGUUCAUGCAUCUAAACCAAGUUUAAGAUCAUUGAGUUUAUCUGAUUGUAAGAAGCAAGGGAUCCAAGCUUCUUCCCAUCCUACAAUAUCAACAACAAGCCAUACAGUGACAAGAAGCAAUGGAAGAGGAGGACAGGGUAUUGCGAGUGAAGGAAAGAAGAAAAGAUCUGAAGAUAAUUCAGAGACACCCACAAAGAAGCCUAAGCAUGACACUUCUUCUACACUCUCAUCUUCAAAGAUGCAGGUCACAAAAGUCAAGCUUGGAGACAAAAUCACAGCCCUUCAACAAAUUGUGUCGCCAUUUGGAAAGACGGAUACGGCAUCGGUGUUGGGGGAGGCAAUUGGAUAUAUAAAGUUCCUACAAGAGCAAGUGCAGAUGCAGCUUUUGAGCAACCCUUACAUGAAGUCUAAUGUGAACAAGAUGGAACCAUGGGGAGGUUUGGAUAGAAAUGAGAGAGGAGGAGAUGUAAAGGUGGAUCUCAAGAGCAGAGGUCUUUGUCUUGUUCCUAUCUCAUGCACUCCUCAAGUCUGUCGUGACAACACAGGAUCAGACUACUGGACACCUACAUAUAGAGGGUGUUUGUAUAGAUAAAAGACAAGUUUCUUUCAUAGUAAUUUCUUCAUAGCUUUUUUCUUGCACAGGGGGUCAAAGACUCAAAAACAAUAACUUGCAAAAGGAAAAAAGCUUAUGGUCAUAUAUAUAUGGUAAAUUAUAUGAGUGAUUCCUAUAGUUUUGCUUAUGUAAUUUUAAAGUUUUAUAUUGUAUUAAUUUGAUCUAA
Molecule: messenger RNA, 2031 nt
Organism: Camellia sinensis
Lineage: Eukaryota; Viridiplantae; Streptophyta; Magnoliopsida; Ericales; Theaceae
Product: basic helix-loop-helix (bHLH) DNA-binding superfamily protein
Biological process (GO): regulation of transcription by RNA polymerase II
Cellular component (GO): nucleus
Molecular function (GO): RNA polymerase II cis-regulatory region sequence-specific DNA binding; DNA-binding transcription factor activity, RNA polymerase II-specific; protein dimerization activity
Source: RefSeq, a predicted model, not a curated record